GCCCUCUCUUCGUCUCGUUUGGCCUCGAUGCGUUCUGUGCAUUUGCGAAUUUCCAGCAUGUUGCGCAGCUGCCUUCGCCUCAAGUCGACUCUCGCCGCGCCCAAGCCGGUGACCGCGAUCCCCAACGCGCCCGAGACCGGCGUCGGCCCCCUGCGCUCGAGCAUGAUGUACUUUACCAAGGGCGGCGGCUUCCAAGUACUCUUCAAGCACCUCCGUGCGCUUCACGACACGAUCGGGCCCAUUCUGCGCGUGCGCUUUGUGCCGUUCGGGCCGCGCAUGGUGAGCGUCACGGACCUCGACGUGAUCGCGCAGCUCUUCCGGAACGAAGGACCCGUGCCGCUGCGUGGCGCCGUGCCCGUGUGGGAGUACUAUCGGCAAAUCAAGCAGUGGCCGCGCACGACCGUCACGACCAACGACUAUGCGAUCUGGAAGAAGAUGCGGUCGAGCUUGAGCGACCACUUGCUGCAGCCGCGCAACAUUGGCCCGUGGCUGCCGCGGAUCGACGCGAUCGCCCAAGAUGUCACGACGCGCUUCGAGCGCGAAGCCGCGGCGUCGCCCACUCGCGACGUGGAUGUGACGCACACGCUCAAGGCGUAUACGCUCGAGUCGGUGAGCUCGGUCCUUUUUGGGAAGCGCAUGGGCUGCUUGUCGGCCGACCACUUGACGCCGAUCACGCCGGCCGCGCAGCGCUUCAUCAACGCGGUGGUUGGCUUUUUCGAGACGACGCAGGCGCUCAACACGCUUCCGCCGUCGAUGCCACCCAUCUUGUUUUGGCUCUUUCCGGCGUUUUGGCGCCAUGUCGGCCACGCGAACGUCAUUUUUGAGAUUGGGUUUGAGCUCAUGACCGAGAAGCUCGCGUCGACCGAAGCGACCGCGCCCGACUUGCUCACAGCGUUCCUGUUGCGCCCCGAGCUCACGGAGCGCGAGGCCAUUACGCAGUGCAUCGACCUCCUCUUCGCCGGCGUCGACACGACGUCCCAAGGCAUUCUCUGGACGCUGUAUGCGAUCGCGACUUCGCACGACGCACUAGAUCUCCAGCGCCAGCUCCGCGACGAAGUAACUGCGGCCAUGGGCGACAAGACGCAGCUGGAUAAAGACGCCUUGUCCAAACUGCCGCUCGUGCGGGCGUGUGUCAAGGAGGCGCUGCGGCUCUACCCCGUCUUUAGCACGUCGAUGCGCGUCAUGCACGAUGACACGACGCUUCUCGGGUACAGCGUGCCAAAGGGCACCCAAGUCCUCAUGCCCAUCUACGCCAUGAGCCGCGAUCGCAGCGUCUUUGCCGAGCCAGACACGUUUGUGCCCGAGCGCUGGCUCGGCCGCGAAGCGAAAAGCGCCGCCGACCGCAAGAAGGCUGCGUACGCGACACUGCCGUUUGGCAUGGGCGCGCGGAGCUGCGCGGGCCGGCGCCUCGCCGAGACGGAGCACUACCUAUUGCUCGCCCACAUGGUGCGAACGAUGCGCUUCGAGGUCGCCCCCGGCGUCGACCACCCGGAGCCGAUCGUGCAGCUCGCACUCACGCCCGACAAGCCCCUCGUACUGCGCAUGACGCCAUGGUAGCCACCCUCUGCUUGAGGAACCGGUAGGAGGAUCGUGCUACGUCAGUGACCACUUUCUAUAUGUUGUAUCUCGUGUCGUCCUAAUCAUGAUCAACAUGUUGUCUUGUGUUCUCGUCCGGAGGCGAAAUGGCCGCUGGACGCGCCACGUCAUCGGUGUA
Molecule: messenger RNA, 1714 nt
Organism: Saprolegnia diclina VS20
Lineage: Eukaryota; Oomycota; Saprolegniomycetes; Saprolegniales; Saprolegniaceae
Exons: 1
Coding region: 28-1557 (509 amino acids)
Molecular function (GO): oxidoreductase activity, acting on paired donors, with incorporation or reduction of molecular oxygen; monooxygenase activity; heme binding
Source: RefSeq, a predicted model, not a curated record